UUAACUAAAUCCUCUCUUAACAAAGGCUUGUGGCUUUCACGAGUACUCUCUACCUAGCUCUCUGUGCUGUCUUCUGUUUUUCUUUUUUUCUUUUUCUUUUCUCUAUAUAUUCGAAUCUUCUUCUUCGGUAGUACUCAGAGAUUAAGACCAAACUCUUAACUAACUUUCAGAUAAAAAGCUUAUAACUGUUAGAGACAUUUCUAUAGUUUUACGUCUGUAUACCCUAUAGUUUUUUCUGAUUAUAUUUUUCUGGUAACGUGGUGGUGAAUUAAUUAAUAAUCAUGGCCGAUCAAAUCACCGGCGAGAAGCCUGUCGGAGUUAACAGAUUCGCUCUUCAAUGUUCUAUUGUCGCCUCCAUCGUCUCCAUCAUCUUCGGUUACGAUACUGGUGUUAUGAGUGGAGCUAUGGUGUUUAUAGAAGAAGAUUUGAAGACAAACGAUGUUCAAAUCGAAGUCCUCACCGGGAUUCUCAACCUUUGUGCCCUCUUCGGAUCACUCCUCGCCGGAAGGACGUCGGAUAUUAUCGGACGGCGUUACACCAUCGUCUUGGCCUCAAUACUAUUCAUGUUGGGCUCAAUAUUGAUGGGCUGGGGUCCUAAUUAUCCAGUUCUCCUCUCCGGUAGAUGCACCGCCGGACUCGGAGUUGGUUUUGCUCUGAUGGUUGCUCCGGUUUACUCAGCCGAAAUCGCAACAGCUUCGCAUAGAGGACUCUUAGCUUCUCUUCCUCAUCUCUGUAUCAGUAUAGGAAUCUUAAUCGGUUAUCUCGUGAAUUACUUCUUCUCCAAGUUACCUAUGCAUAUCGGUUGGAGACUCAUGCUCGGUAUAGCCGCGGUUCCGUCCCUAGUGCUAGCGUUCGGGAUCUUGAAGAUGCCUGAAUCCCCACGUUGGUUGAUUAUGCAAGGCCGUCUCAAGGAAGGCAAGGAGAUAUUGGAAUUGGUAUCGAAUUCACCCGAAGAAGCAGAGCUCCGCUUUCAAGACAUCAAAACUGCUGCGGGAAUCGACCCUAAAUGCCAAGACGAUGUUGUUAAGAUGGAGAACAAGAAGACUCAUGGUGAAGGAGUGUGGAAAGAACUUAUUUUAAGACCAACUCCUGCAGUGAGACGAGUCCUUUUAACCGCUCUUGGGAUCCAUUUCUUCCAGCACGCCACCGGAAUCGAAGCCGUGCUUUUAUACGGUCCGAAGAUCUUCAAGAGAGCAGGAAUCACUACUAAAGACAAGCUUUUCCUUGUUACAAUCGGUGUCGGAAUCAUGAAAACGACGUUUAUUUUCACAGCCACUUUCUUGUUAGACAAGGUAGGUCGGAGGAAGCUUUUGUUGACCAGCGUUGGAGGUAUGGUCAUAGCGCUGACAAUGUUAGGAUUUGGACUUACAAUGGCUCAGAAUUCUGGUGGGAAAUUAGCGUGGGCUUUGGUUCUGAGCAUUGUCUCUGCUUACGGUUUCGUUGCAGUUUUCUCUAUUGGGCUCGGCCCAAUUACUUGGGUCUACAGUUCUGAGGUUUUCCCGUUGAAACUUCGGGCCCAAGGAGCGAGUCUCGGUGUUGCCGUGAACAGAGUCAUGAACGCCACCGUGUCGAUGUCGUUUUUGUCGUUGACUAAAGCGAUAACCACCGGCGGAGCAUUCUUUAUGUUCGCCGGAGUUGCCGCAGUGGCUUGGAAUUUCUUCUUUUUCCUCUUGCCGGAGACCAAAGGCAAAUCACUAGAAGAAAUCGAAGCGCUUUUUCAAAGAGAUGGUGAUAAAGUACGCGGCGAAAACAGCGCAGCUUAACAUGUUCAUGAUAUGUAUCUUUUAAAUGAAACGACUGCGUGUUUGCGGUUUAAUUCUCAUUACACGACGCCGUUCUAGAUGUACUUUUGUGUGGCUUUUAUCAAAUUAUAUAAACCAACGGUCACGAUCGACGCAAACCUUUAGUACACUUUGUUUACCAAUUUAA
This is a messenger RNA of Capsella rubella, 1929 nucleotides long. RefSeq names its product probable polyol transporter 6. Bases 282 to 1763 code for a protein of 493 amino acids. The record is from RefSeq and is a predicted model, not a curated record. Gene Ontology annotation, biological process: transmembrane transport. Gene Ontology annotation, cellular component: membrane. Gene Ontology annotation, molecular function: carbohydrate:proton symporter activity. NCBI's taxonomy places the organism in Eukaryota, Viridiplantae, Streptophyta, Magnoliopsida, Brassicales, Brassicaceae. The transcript has 2 exons.